Microcebus murinus (gray mouse lemur) is the source of this 2061-nucleotide messenger RNA. Lineage: Eukaryota; Metazoa; Chordata; Mammalia; Primates; Cheirogaleidae. The record is from RefSeq and is a predicted model, not a curated record.
AAUUGCCAAUGACCCUCCUUGAUGUGGUACAGUCACGACAGAUGGCGUUCGGACACAAACGUAAACAGACAAGGAAGCGGGAAGAAGCAGGAGGCAGCACAGGUGGGCGGGAUCUUCACUGGAGGCGGUGCGACAGCGCGGGGAGGUGCAGGCUGGCGGAACCCGCGUGAGCAAGGUAUGUUUUGUCAAUUGAGAGUGCCGAAGAGAUACGAGAGUAUGUUACUGAUCUCCUUCAGGGAAAUGAAGGCAAAAAAGGUCAAUUCAUAGAAGAGCUUAUAACCAAAUGGCAAAAGAAUGAUCAAGAGUUGAUUUCUGAUCCUUUGCAACAGUGCUUAAAAAAAGAUGAAAUUUUAGAUGGACAGAGAUCAGGAGACCAACUAAAGCGUGGUAGGCGGAAAGGGAGAAACAAACAGGAAGUUCCUGCUUUUGCUGAACCUGACACAACUGCAGAGGUCAAAACACCUUUUGAUUUGGCCAAGGCACAAGAGAACAGCAACUCCGUAAAGAAGAAGACAAAGUUUGUCAAUUUAUACGCAAGAGAGGGACAGGACAGGCUUGCAGUCCUGCUCCCCGGUCGCCACCCUUGUGACUGCCUGGGCCAGAAGCACAAGCUCAUCAAUAACUGUCUGAUCUGUGGCCGCAUUGUCUGUGAACAAGAGGGUUCCGGCCCCUGCUUAUUCUGUGGCACUCUGGUAUGUACUCAUGAAGAACAGGAUAUUUUACAACGUGACUCAAACAAGAGCCAGAAACUGCUAAAGAAGCUCAUGUCAGGGAUGGAGAAUUCUGGGAAGGCAGACAUCUCUACCAAGGACCUUCUUCCUCAUCAAGAAUUGCGAAUUAAGUCUGGUCUGGAAAAGGCCAUCAAGCAUAAAGACAAACUAUUAGAGUUUGACAGAACUAGCAUUCGAAGGACCCAAGUCAUUGAUGAUGAGUCAGAUUAUUUUGCCAGUGAUUCUAACCAGUGGUUAUCCAAACUUGAGCGGGAAACCCUGCAGAAGCGAGAGGAGGAGCUGAGAGAACUUCGACAUGCCUCUCGACUUUCUAAGAAGAUCACCAUUGACUUUGCAGGCAGGAAGAUCCUGGAAGAAGAAAAUCCACUAGCAGAGUAUCAUAGCAGACUAGAUGAGACAAUACAGGCCAUUGCCAAUGGAACCUUGAACCAGCCACUGACCAAAUUGGAUAGAUCUUCUGAAGAUCCGUUGGGAGUUCUGGUAAAUCCCAACCUGUACCAGUCCCCUCCCCAGUGGGUCGACUACACAGGUACAGCCUCACAGAAGAAGGCUUUCCAUUCAGCAGGAUCAGAACUAGACUUCAGUUCAUUUCAGCACCAGUUGCGAAUCCAGGAUCAAGAAUUUCAAGAAGGCUUUGAUGGUGGCUGGUGCCUCUCUAUACAUCAGCCCUGGGCUUCUCUGCUAGUCAGAGGGAUUAAAAGGGUGGAGGGCAGAUCCUGGUAUACCCCCCAUAGAGGACGACUUUGGAUAGCAGCCACAGCCAAAAAACCCUCCCCUCAAGAAGUCUCAGAACUCCAGGCUACAUAUCGUCUUCUUCGUGGGAAAGAUGUGGAAUUUCCCAAUGACUAUCCAUCAGGUUGUCUUCUGGGCUGUGUGGACCUAACUGACUGCUUGUCUCAGAAGCAAUUUAAGGAGCAGUUUCCAGACAUCAGUCAAGAAUCUGAUUCUCCAUUUGUUUUCAUCUGCAAAAAUCCCCAGGAAAUGGUCGUGAAGUUUCCUAUUAAAGGAAAUCCAAAAAUCUGGAAACUGGAUUCCAAGAUCCAUCAAGGAGCAAAGAAGGGGUUAAUGAAGCAGAAUAAAGCUGUCUGACACAGGAGAAAAGAAACUAUACAGCAUAGUGAAGUUUUUUGUACACUAAAAUUGCUGUCCAGUGGUCCUUUGGAAUUGAAACAGUAGAAAUCUAAAGACUUGGUAUCAGGCUUGAAUUUCUCAGAACUUAAAACUCUUACCAAAAUCUGUAUAUUUUUCUUAAAGAAUGGGAUUCUUACUUUAUGUAGUGGGUCAAAAUCUUUGAAUAUGUUCUUUAUAAAAACCUAUUUUAAAAAGUCUA